Messenger RNA from Spea bombifrons (plains spadefoot toad), 1208 nucleotides. It is a transcript of the gene BARX1, whose product is annotated as BARX homeobox 1. Gene Ontology annotation, molecular function: DNA-binding transcription factor activity, RNA polymerase II-specific; RNA polymerase II transcription regulatory region sequence-specific DNA binding. The transcript is spliced from 4 exons. The record is from RefSeq and is a predicted model, not a curated record. Gene Ontology annotation, cellular component: nucleus. Lineage: Eukaryota; Metazoa; Chordata; Amphibia; Anura; Pelobatidae. Gene Ontology annotation, biological process: regulation of transcription by RNA polymerase II. The coding region runs from base 197 to 952 and encodes 251 amino acids.
UUCAAGGCCUGCAAAGAGAGGGGAUGCUGAGCUGCCCAGGCAGAGGAUUGCUUUUACCCCAAGGAGAAUGAGCAGGCAGUUUGCAGACACUGAGCGCUCUCUAGGGGGACCCCACUCUCUUCUCUGAGAAUCACUGGCUCUGUCUGUUGGGGGGCACUUGGUUUUUGGAUUGUUAGAACCCCCUGGGACGGUGACCAUGCAGCACCCCUUGGAGAUAGGGGCACAUUAUUUGCCCCCUGAAGCCUUUGCUGAUCACAGGUCCCAUCGCUACAGAAGUUUUAUGAUCGAGGAGAUUCUGACUGAUCACCAGGACUCCAAAGUGUCUCCGAAUUCUGGGGAUCUGCUGAAAUUCGGGGUACAAGCCCUGCUGUCAGCCAGACCCUAUCACAAUCACCUCGCCCUCCUGAAGGCAGAGCAGGCCUCGGUUUUCAAGUUCCCUCUGACCCCUCUUUCCUGCCCCGGACUCGGCUCCCCCAUCAGCUCUGCCCUGCUGGCGGCCGGCUCCGGACUGCAGGGAGGCCCAGGCUCCCCACACCACUUGCCUCUUGAGCUGCACCUCCGAGGGAAACUGGAGGCCGGGGUAUCAGAGCAGGGCAACAAAGCCAAGAAGGGCAGAAGGAGCAGGACGGUAUUCACCGAGUUACAGCUCAUGGGGCUGGAGAAGAGAUUUGAAAAGCAGAAAUACCUCUCCACCCCCGACAGAAUAGACCUGGCAGAAUCUCUGGGUCUCAGCCAGCUGCAGGUUAAGACUUGGUACCAGAACCGGAGGAUGAAAUGGAAGAAAAUAGUUUUACAGGGAGGGGGCCUGGAGUCCCCGACUAAACCCAAGGGUCGCCCCAAAAAGAACUCGAUCCCCAGCAGCGACCAACUCAAUGAGCAGGAGAGGGCAAAGGGGGCAGAAAAGCAAAGUGACAACGAGCACUCACCACCCCAAGUGACACAGGAGGAGUAGCAAACAAUUGCCCCUGGGCACAGAUACUUACCCUCCUGGAGAGAGACUCAUCCAUCUGAGGAGAGAGACUUACCCUCCUGGAGAGAGACUUACCCAUCUGAGGAGAGAGACUUACCCAUCUGAGGAGAGAGACUUACCCUCCUGGAAAGAGAGACUCAUCCAUCUGAGGAGAGAGACUUACCCUCCUGGAGAGAGACUUAUCCAUCUGAGGAGAGAGACUUACCCUCAUGGGCACAGAGACUCAUCCUCAUGGGCA